AUGAAGAGCACCACUUCUUCAAAACGACGUAUCUCGGUUGUUUGUGGAGAUAUCAAAAAGGUGUCAACUAAUGAAUUAUUCAGCAAUAAAUUCUACACAUUUUUUCAGUUGACCACUUUUUGAAAUCUCUACAAACAACUGAGAUACAUCGUCUUGAAUAAGCGAAUUGAUUGGGAGUGCUAUCAUCAACAUGUAAUCACGAAAAGAGCGAUUAUAAUCGGGUGCUGAUGUCUGUGCAAAGUCAUCAUUAGCCGAAGGUAAAUGUCAGAUUCGUCCGAAGUGUGAUUCAUUUGAAAGUGCGCGGAAAACGAGUGAAUCGGCGCGCUAAUUAGGUCCCCGGGGGGAGACGUUUCGCAACCGGACUCGACACUUUGCAACUGAGCGAGGAGAAGCGGAGAAGCAAGAGGAUUCGCUUGAGCGCGUUUUGCAACGGUUGCGAAACAGUUGCAAAGUGGAAAUGUAAAGCUACAAUAGUUCAAAGUGAUAUUAUCGGUUUCCGAGACUUUGAAAAAUUAGGACGGUCUCUUAUGGUCUCAAAAAGGUCCCGAAACCCCUGAAACGCCUAGAAGAAGAAAAAGAAGAAGAAGAAAAAGAAGAAGAAGAAAAAGAAGAAGAAGAAAAAGAAGAAGAAGAAGAAGAAGAAGAAGAAAAAGAAGAAGAAGAAGAAGAAGAAGAAGAAAAAGAAGAAGAAGAAGAAGAAGAAGAAAAAGAAGAAGAAGAAGAAGAAGAAGAAGAAGAAGAAGAAGAAGAAGAAGAAGAAGAAGAAGAAGAAGAAGAAGAAGAAGAAGAAGAAGAAGAAGAAGAAGAAGAAGAAGAAGAAGAAGAAGAAGAAGAAGAAGAAGAAGAAGAAGAAGAAGAAGAAGAAGAAGAAGAAGAAGAAGAAGAAGAAGAAGAAGAAGAAGAAGAAGAAGAAGAAGAAGAAGAAGAAGUUAUCUCUCUCUCUCUCUCUCUCUCUUCUUCUUUCUAAUGAGCGGUUAGAGUUGGGAGCUCGUUGCCAUGACACUUUGAGAAUGGAAUGA
This is a messenger RNA of Caenorhabditis sp. 36 PRJEB53466, 1019 nucleotides long. The record is from the annotation of a GenBank genome assembly. Lineage: Eukaryota; Metazoa; Nematoda; Chromadorea; Rhabditida; Rhabditidae.